AUGGCGGCCGAGGCGCGGGCAGCGACGCCUCCGGCAGAGGUGGUGGAGACGCUUCGCGAGAUGCAGGAUCUCUUCGAGAAAGAGAAGCUGGAUCCUGACUACUCCAUCCCAUCCCCCUCCGUCCCGUCCCACAAGGCUGUGGAGUCGAAGCCCAGCCCGCCUACGCCCUGCAGAGGUCAGGAUCCGCCUCAGGCGUGGCAAGAAACGAGAAAGAGGGUUGACUUCCUCGCUUCUUCCGCGCGUGCCCCCGCGGCAUGUUCCCGCGGUUACGGCCUGCAGCCUUCGCCCGGGCCGUUGCGGAGAGGAUCUCCCAAGCCUGGGCCACCGCUGCUGUCCCUUCUGCCGGAGGACUUAGUACUGCAGAUCUUCGUGACGGGCCUGGAAGCCGCGUCCCUGGCCUCCCUCGCGCAGACGUCCAGGAAGAUCCAGGCCUUCACCAUGAUUGCGGCCGCAGACCGCAUGGAGGAGGGCACCCCCACGACGCUGCGGCGGGGCCGACUGCGAGAGAAGCUGGAGUCGUGCCGGAAACACGCGGGGUCCUCGCUGGCCGCGCUCCGACGCAUGCGGCUCAGGGAGAAGAUGGACACCUUGCUCUGUCCCACGAUGGGCGUCUCCUCACAGCCGGUGGUGCUGGCGCGGGGCGCAGGCCACCAGUUCCUCGACUGGUCCUUCGCAGGUGGCGCGGAUGAGGUCGGACGGCUUUUUGCCGGUGCUGGCACCUCACCCGUUGCCUUUGGCAACUCCUGCCCGCAGUUCAGCGUGUCGGCCGAGACGAUGCUGCUGAGCCCACACGGCUCCUUGCCGGAUCCAACAGUGCGGAUCGUGUCGGUUGCCUGCGGCAAGGACCACCUCCUCCUGCUCGAUAGCUCGGGCCGGCCCUGGGCCCUCGGGGAUCCCUGCGCUGGAGGGGUCGCCUGCUCCGACCAGCUCAGCCAUGAGGUGUCACAGUGCGCAGAGUUCUUCCGGAUACCCAACGCCGAGUGCCCCGCCGCACUCACGCGCGCAACGCCGGUGAUGGCGCUGUGGUCCGUGCAUCUGACGAAGGUGGCCUGUGGCAGUGGCCACAGUGUGGCUCUCAGCCGCAGUGGUGACGUCUUCGCCUUCGGCCGUGCGCUGGCGCGUCCGGACCUAGAGACCCUGGGGUCGACGACAUGGCGGCGGCCGCGCAAGGUGCCCAUCUCCGGCAUGGAGGACGUCGCAGCCGGGGACAGCCACGUCGCUGCUGUUUGCCGACUUGGUGACACGUACCUUUGGGGUGAGAAUGUCCACGGCCAGUGUGCGCGAGAUCCUGUGACGUCAGGUGAGGCGCGAGGGUCCCGGCACCGGAACAGUGAGGCACCGCACUUGGUGCCCAGCCCCGCCCGCGCGGAGUUCGCCCUGGCCGCGCUCGAUGCGCGAAGGGCUGCCUGCGGCAGGUACCACACUGCAGUGCUCAGCUCCUGCGGCCGCCUUGUGACCUUCGGCGACGGUCUCUCAGGGCAGCUGGGGCGAGCGGCAGCUCCUGGAGAAGGCUGGAAGCCUGCGGAGCUGGAUUUAGUCGGCACCGUCGAAGAGAGGGUGGUGCAGGUGGCCUGCGGAGACGACCACACGGUCUGCCUGACCGAGAUGGGCCAGGUCCUGGCCUUCGGCAGUGGCGAACAAGGCCAGCUCUGCAUGGGAGGUUGCCGCAACUAUCGGCUGCCGACGCUCAUCCGACCCCUGGCCGACGUUCGGGAGAUAGUGGCCGGAGCCAACUGGACGAUGCUCCGCUGCGCGGACGAGAAGGUCUUCCUUGCUGGCCGACUCGUUCCUCGUGGAGGCAGGAGACCCGACGGCCAGGAGGAGGUGUGCGAAGUGGAUCAGGAUCAUCGGCUUCUGAGGCAAAUUGUGGCGCCUGCCUCCUUUUAA
Messenger RNA from Symbiodinium natans, 1887 nucleotides. The record is from the annotation of a GenBank genome assembly. NCBI's taxonomy places the organism in Eukaryota, Dinophyceae, Suessiales, Symbiodiniaceae.